GGGGGUUUCUGUAAUUUGACCAUACCUCAGGGGUUGGUUGUAAUUUACCCUUAAUUUUUGUUAUUUUAUUCCUAUAAAGAAAUUGUCUUUUGAAGUAAGCAUCUCAAUCAUGCAACUACUAAACAAAUCUUUAAAUUAUUAAUUCAUGGAAUAUUAAUUUAAUUUCUUCAGUAAUUCAAAAAAUAAAAUGAAAAUAGAGAGAGACAAAAGCAACUCAAAAGAAAUCUUCAAAUAAAACCCAUUCAAAUUAACAAAACUAAACUCUCUCUCUUCUCUCUCUCUCUACACCAAUUCUUGAAUUCCUGUGAAGCUACUCCACCCCUUACAUAAAUAGAAGAAAAACUAACUACACAGACUGCAAACAAAAACAUACGCAUACAUACACAAACAAGUUUCAAGAAAAUGAUGGGUAGCGGCGAUGUGGAGAGAGGGAAAUCGGCAAAGAACAGAAACAACCAGGGCUACUACGCGGCAACAGGUGGCACGUACGGCGAAGAGUAUUCCGACAGCCAGUGGACUUCUUGGCUUGUGCCCAUGAUUGUUGUCGCGAAUGUCCUCAUGUUUGUUUUGAUCAUGUUCGUCAACGAUUGUCCCAAGAAUAUUAAUAAUUAUAAUAGUAUGCUUCGAGGUGGUAAUAAUGGUGGUUGUGUGGCUAAGUUUCUUGGGAGGUUCUCUUUUCAGCCGGUUAGAGAAAACCCUCUGUUCGGCCCUUCUUCUUCUGCAUUGGAAAAACUAGGAGCACUCCAAUGGAACAAAAUCGUGCACAAACACCAAGCAUGGAGGCUCGUAUCUUGUAUCUGGCUGCACGCUGGUGUUAUUCACUUACUUGCAAACAUGAUAAGCUUGGUGUUUAUCGGAGUUCGUCUCGAGCAACAAUUUGGAUUCGUACGAGUCGGGGUUAUUUACUUAUUGUCGGGAAUCGGUGGAAGCGUACUAUCUGCCCUAUUUAUUCAGAGUAGUAUCUCUGUUGGAGCUUCUGGUGCUCUCUUUGGACUUCUUGGAGCAAUGUUAGCCGAGUUAUUUACCAACUGGACAAUUUAUACAAAUAAGGUGGCAGCUCUGUUUACUCUAAUUGUGAUAAUUGCAAUUAACUUGGCCGUUGGAAUUCUUCCACACGUAGACAACUUCGCACACAUUGGAGGUUUCGUAAGUGGGUUUUUACUCGGCUUCGCAUUACUAAUCCGACCCCAGUACGGUUGGUCGGGAAGCCAAAAUCGCCCAUCCGAUACUCGACUCAAGUCCAAGUACAUGGCCCACCAACUCAUUUUAUGGAUUACCGCAACUAUUUUGUUUAUCGCUGGAUUAACGGUGGGAUUGGUGAUGCUGUUUAAGGGAGAAAAUGGGAAUGAUAAAUGUGGGUGGUGCCACUAUAUCAGCUGUGUGCCUACAUCAAGAUGGAGCUGUGAUAACUAACAAUUGAGUGUGCUUCCAUUUGUUCUAUUUUUUUAUUUUUUUUUGUUUUUUUUUUUACAGAAGUAUUGUUGUUUAUAUUAAAUAUGUAUAGCCAUUCAUAUGUUUUUCUUGUUUAUAUCCUAUGUUGAUAAAGGCUCUGCAGAUCUUGUUUGUAUUGAACAUAUUUCCGAUAUAAUGCCGAUAAAUUUGUAUUGAACAUAUUUCAGAUCUUGUUCGGAAUCGGCAGAAUUUAGAA
Messenger RNA from Erythranthe guttata (spotted monkey flower), 1648 nucleotides. Its product is annotated as RHOMBOID-like protein 2. Lineage: Eukaryota; Viridiplantae; Streptophyta; Magnoliopsida; Lamiales; Phrymaceae. The record is from RefSeq and is a predicted model, not a curated record. Gene Ontology annotation, molecular function: serine-type endopeptidase activity. Gene Ontology annotation, cellular component: membrane. Gene Ontology annotation, biological process: proteolysis.